AUGCGUCCAACAAAACGUCAUCGUGUCAACAAGAAUGCAUCAACGUCACCUUCAUCUUCUUCAGCAUCAUCAUCAUCAUCAACGACGACAACACCACCCAAUACUCAAUCGACAAAUGAGCCAUCGCAAGAAUUCCUCAUUGUUUUAACUAAUAGUCAAGAUCUUUUCCGACGAUUAGCAGUUGAAUAUCAGAAUGCUCAAAUAUUUCGAAGAAGUGUGACAAUUGGAAACGACACAGCCAUGUUCAAUACGGAUCGGGAGCGACUUUUGACUGCGCUGCUACAAGUUGAAUUGCGACAAGCUGCUCGAGAUUACCUUUCUCGAACUCAACGAUCUUACCCUAUUCAAUAUCUGUUCAAUAUGUCUGAUUUCGAUCCAUCACAUCAUUCCACACAAUAA
Adineta ricciae is the source of this 399-nucleotide messenger RNA. NCBI's taxonomy places the organism in Eukaryota, Metazoa, Rotifera, Eurotatoria, Adinetida, Adinetidae. The record is from the annotation of a GenBank genome assembly.